CCGAUCCAAUGACAGCGGAGUUUGGGAAGCGCUUCGGUUUCUUCAAUGAAACAGGUGCGGCCGGAGCGUCGUAGCCCCGCCCCCUGGGGGCACCAUAUUUGGAGAACUUCCUCAUUCCAAAGGGCGCGGGGCGGGGCGAUGACGCCACCUGUUAGUGAAUGGGCUGCCGGCUCGUGCUCACUGAGCCGGUGGAGUGAGAGAGAGAGAGCCAGAGAGAGGAGAGAGAGGGACAGAGGGAGCGUACAGGCUUCAGGAGACAAACUUCUAACUCAGUAAGAAAAGACCUGUGGAAACAUCAUGGAGCUCCGUCCACUCAUCUCGGUCCUGUUUGUAUUUAUUCACCAACUCGCGUUCAGCCUCCAGUCCAAAGAACAAGUAUUGCUGGACAUGAGGGCUUCAGGAUCAGAGCUCGGCUGGUUGACGUUGCCAUAUGAGAACGGAUGGGAGAUCGUCCAGACGGUGGUGAAUGGCUCGCUUUUCUAUACCUACAGUGUUUGUAGCAUAGACUCGACAGAACAGGAAAACUGGCUACGUACAACGUUCAUCCAGCGGCGCCCGGGGACGUCGCGCGUCUCUGUGGAGCUACGUUUCGUCGUGCGGGACUGCAACAGCUUUGAUGGAGCCUCCGUGGCCUGCAAAGAAACCUUCAACCUUUUCAUCUCCGAGGCGGACGCUGAUGUGGGAACCAACUUCCGUAAAGGGCAGUUCCGAAAAGUGGCCACCAUCGCCCCUGAUGAGGUCACAAAGGGCCGCGAGCUGAAGGUCAACACGGAGACGAGGACCGUGGGGCCUAUGUCCAAAGAGGGCUUCUACCUUGCUUUCCAGGACAUGGGCACUUGCGUGGCGCUCCUCUCGGUCCGAGUUUAUUACAAGUCGUGCCCGUCCACGGUGCAGAGCUUGGCGGCCUUCCCGGAGACGGUGGCGGACGCUCUCACGGUAGUGGAGGGAGCCUGCGUGGAGAACGCCGUCAGUCAGGCCACCCCACGCAUCUACUGCACGGCUGAGGGGGAAUGGGUGGUUCCCGUGGGUCAGUGCCAGUGUCUGUCGGGCUACGAAACCACCGGGGAAUCCUGCCAAGCGUGCAAGCCAGGCUACUUCAAGCCGUAUGUAUCCAGCGAGUUUUGUCAGGUUUGUCCUGAUAACACCAAGCCCUCCGGCACCGGCGCCACUGAAUGUCAAUGUGAGGAAGGUUUCUUCCGCUCCCCCUCCGACCCGCCAACAUCUCCCUGCUCCGCUCCUCCCAGUGCCCCUCGCGAGCUGACCUCCACCACCCUGUCAGCUGACGGCCGGCUGCAGCUGUCCUGGAGCCCACCGCUGGUGACUGGAGGCCGAAGUGACCUCACCUACAGCGUGGUGUGCGAGCACUGCGAGGCCGCCCUGUGCACCCCCUGUGGUGAGAAGAUGCGUUACCACCCAGGACACACGGGCCUGCGAGACGCCGCGGUCGUCGUCUCCGACCUGGAUUCUCAUCUGAACUACACCUUCACUGUGGAGGCUCACAGCGGCGUGUCCCAGUACGGCACUGACAGACCCACAGCAACCAUCACUACUGCUCUGGACUACACAGAUCCCCCCAAGGUGACGCUGAUCCAUCUGGACGAUCGCAGCCCCACCAGUCUGUCUCUGUCCUGGACUCUGUCUCGCAGACCUCCAGUCCACAUCAAUCACCGCUAUGAGCUUAUGUACCGCAGAAAAGACGAGGACGGCGAGCGGGACGUGACCACCUACACGGUCGUGAUUUCGGACAAAAGCUCGGUCCAGAUAAAUGACCUCACCCCAAACACCACGUACACGUUCAGGGUCCAGGCCCUGAGUCCGGAGGGCAACCCGGGCAGCUACAGCACCGAGCACGAGUUCCACACUUCACCAAUAGCCGAGUCUCAGGUCCAGGGCAACUCCACCAUGGUGAUGGGAGCUGUAGUGGGAGUGGCUGUGAUCCUGCUGGUCGUGGUGGCCGUGCUGCUGCUGCGUAAACGCAGACUGAGGUCUCACGUCAGGGGAGGAGCAGAGGAUCCGUACUUCUCAACAGAUCAGCUCAAGCCUCUGAAGACUUACAUCGAUCCACACAUGUACGAGGACCCCAACAUCGCCAUCCAAAAGUUUGUCACGGAAAUUGACCCGACCGCCAUUAGCAAACAAAAGGUCAUCGGUGUAGGAGAGUUUGGAGAAGUGUUCUGGGGCGUGAUGAAGCCGCACGGGCGACCAGAGGUGCCCGUGGCCAUCAAGACCCUUAAGCUGGGCUACUCGGAGAAACAGAGGCAGGACUUCCUGAGCGAGGCCAGCAUCAUGGGGCAGUUCUCACACCCCAACAUCAUCCGCCUGGAGGGCGUCGUCACGAAAUUCAAGCAUGCCAUGAUAGUGACUGAAUACAUGGAGAACGGCGCUUUAGACAUAUAUCUGAAGGACCGGGAUGGAGAGCUUCCUUCAUAUCAGUUGGUGGGAAUGCUGCGUGGAAUAGCCGCUGGCAUGAAAUACCUCUCCGACAUGAACUACGUCCACCGUGACCUGGCAGCGAGAAACGUCCUGGUGAACAGCAACCUGGAGUGUAAAGUGUCCGACUUUGGCCUCUCGCGUGUGCUGGAGGACGACGCUGAGGGCACCUACACGACCAGAGGAGGUAAGAUCCCCAUCCGCUGGACCGCCCCCGAGGCCAUCGCGUUCAGGAAGUUCACCUCGGCCAGCGACGUGUGGAGCUUCGGCAUCGUCAUGUGGGAAGUCAUGGCAUUCGGAGAACGGCCCUACUGGGACAUGAGCAACCACGAGGUCAUGAAAGCCAUCAACGAGGCCUUCAGGCUCCCUGCUCCCAUGGACUGCCCCUCCGCCAUCUACCAGCUCAUGUUCCAGUGUUGGCAGCACGACCGCUCCACACGACCUCGCUUCUCAGACAUCGUCAACAUUCUGGACAAACUGCUCCGAAACCCAGAGUCUCUGAAAACCAUCGCCGACUUCGAUCCACGUGUGUCCAUCCGCCUGCCGAGCACCAGCCACUGCGAUGGCCCCUUGUUCGGGUCGGUGCCCGAGUGGCUGGAGUCCAUCAAGAUGAGUCAGUACCACGAAAGCUUCACCCGCGCUGGGAUCACGACCAUGGAGCAGGUGUUCUCCUUGAGGCAUGAAGACAUCAGGAAUAUCGGCGUGCGGCUGCCCGGUCACAUGAAGAGGAUAGCGUACAGCAUCCUGGGCCUGAAAGAUGAGAUCAGCUCGCUCAGCGUGUUCGCAGUGUGAUCUAAAGCAUUCCUCCAAUUCAAAGUGCACUGACCGACCAUGCUAUUUUACUCCUGGAAGACUGAAGCGGGGGGGGGGGUUUAAAACUAAGCCAUGCUGCCGAGGUUUAUUUUCUACCUUCGGUGCAGCGCGGCUCGACUGAAGAGGAGCCUACAAGCCAAUCAGAAAGGACUGAGAUCGAAAAAAAACACUUACGUACUUUAUAACAAAAGAAGAGGAAUAUUGUAUCUUUUAUGUAAAAAUGUGUAAUAAGAUAAAUUAUGUGAUGUAGUGAGACAAUGCAAAGGGAGUCGGUCCCUGUGUUCACUGAUUGACUGAACUGUCUGAAGCUCUUAAAGAUAAAAAGGGCUUUUUUCUUCCAAGCACUCACUUUAUCUGGCCAGUGUGUCUGGAUCUUUAAAUCAGUUGGUUUUGCUCCACUUUUUGUUUUCAAUGAGACUUGCUGUUAUAUUUGGAAUAAGCGUUCCACUCAGGGCCUAGCAUCACACAUUCUUCUGGUUAGUCUGUGUGUCGCAUGAUGCGUUUUCCUCACAUCAUUUGUUUGUUUACAACAAGUCUUAAUUCAACUGUCCAUUCUUAUUUAAUAUUUAUUUUUUACUUUAUAUUUAUGACAUUUGCUACAUGAGAAAUAAGUCUGACCUAGCGCAUAUUUGCCAGGCCGUGUAUUUUUGUGUUGAAAUAAAGUGUUGCCUGUGACUGGAUCACUUUCUCGUA
This is a messenger RNA of Platichthys flesus (European flounder), 3936 nucleotides long. RefSeq names its product eph receptor A2 a (gene epha2a). The record is from RefSeq and is a predicted model, not a curated record. Bases 298 to 3222 code for a protein of 974 amino acids. The transcript is spliced from 17 exons. Gene Ontology annotation, cellular component: plasma membrane; neuron projection. NCBI's taxonomy places the organism in Eukaryota, Metazoa, Chordata, Actinopteri, Pleuronectiformes, Pleuronectidae. Gene Ontology annotation, biological process: axon guidance; protein phosphorylation; cell surface receptor protein tyrosine kinase signaling pathway. Gene Ontology annotation, molecular function: transmembrane-ephrin receptor activity; protein binding; ATP binding.